ACCAGAGGGUUUGAACCACACAGCAGUGCUCCACGGCUCUAACAACCGGCAGUAGGCUGUGUUAGGCUAUUCUGUUUACGUCCAAAGGGAAAGCAGGCUACAGGAGCUAUAGCUGUUGUCUGGAGAUCUACUCAUUCACUGUUAAAACUACUUUUCAGAUGGAAAACCACGCAAUAUCAGAUGAUCAAAUCUUACACAGAGGAGAAGUCAUUUUGAACGGUUUCAUACAGGAGGAGUUGAAGUCCUGUGAAAGUGAGGUGACACUGUUUGAGCAGCCUGGAAUAAGGGAAGAAGAGGAGGAGGAAUCCAGACUUUUACAGGAAAUCGCCCUUCAAGUCCGAAGAACUGCUCAGGCUCUGCAGCGGGACACAGAACUCAACCAUGCAAUAGACAGCAAGUGGCCAUUAUCCAGCAAAGAUAGCUACUGGAAGUUGGUGAAUAAAGUAUUUGAAGAUGGUGUUAUUUCCUGGGAGAGGAUUGUUGUACUUUUCUACAUAGCAGGAAAAAUCUCUGUGAAGCUCGCAAGUGCCCAUCUCCCACAGCGUGUACGGGAUAUCGUCUCCUGGACUCUUGACUUCUUCAGGAGGAACUUGUUGGACUGGAUCCGUGAACAGGGAGGCUGGGAGAGCAUCAUCGCCUGUCUCAGCACUCCUUUUUCUCAGAUGGCGGCUGUCUUUCUCAGUGGAAUUCUGCUGGGAGGCUUUGUUGUGUGGAGAAUGAAAAGAAAUAAUUAAAGUUCCUAGACUGUUUGACAGAUCUACAAAGACGGACUUACAGAUCCACAGAGAGAUGUACUGUUACUGUACAUGUCUCACACUGUACAAAUUGCCUACCAAAAGAAUUCUGUACAGAUCUAUGUGUAGACACAAACGGAGAUUGUGAGAAGUAAGCACCUGGACAUAAUAUGCACUUUGUCAUAAACACCUUUAUGUUGGAUGGAACCAUUUACACUGCAUGGCCAAAAGUAUGUGGACACCUGACAUCCAAAAUCCCAUUCAAAAUUCUGGGCAUUAAUGUGGAGUUGGUCCACACUUUGUGUCUGGGGAGGCUUUAUAAUAGACAUUGGAGCAUUACUGCAGGGAUUUGUUUUCAUUCAGCCAGAAGAGAAAUAGUGUGGCCGAGCAUGAUUAGACUGCAUGAUUAGACCUGGCUCACAGUUGGCUUUCCACCUGAUCCCAGAGGUGUUGGAUGGGGUUCAGGUCAGGGCUGUGUGCAGGCCAGUCAAGUUCUACCACACCAUUCCCAACAAAACCAUUUCUGCAUGGACCUCACUGUGCUCGGGGGCAUUGUUAUGCAAUGUCAGGGCUCUGUGUAGGCCAGUCAAGUUCUUGCACUCCGUUCUUGACAAACCAUUUCUAUAAGGACCUGGCUGUGUGCCGGGGGCUUAAUGCUGUAGCAUUACGAUUUGCCUUCACUGGAACUAAGGGGCCUAGCCCAAACCAUGAAAAACAGCCCCAGACCAAGUGUCCAGAUACUUUUGGUCAUAGUGUAUUCUUGUUUCUCUAAAAUUGUACUUGUUUUUAUCAUCAAAUGUUUACAGACCAUUAGAGAGUAAAUUUUUACUUCAAAGCAUUUGUGCACAUGUAAAAACAUUAUGUCCCAGAAAUUAAAUCAAAAGUUUUUAUAAAACCUG
Anguilla rostrata (American eel) is the source of this 1633-nucleotide messenger RNA. RefSeq names its product apoptosis regulator BAX-like. Gene Ontology annotation, biological process: intrinsic apoptotic signaling pathway in response to DNA damage; positive regulation of apoptotic process; mitochondrial fusion. Bases 159 to 734 code for a protein of 191 amino acids. The transcript has 6 exons. Gene Ontology annotation, molecular function: channel activity; protein heterodimerization activity; protein homodimerization activity. NCBI's taxonomy places the organism in Eukaryota, Metazoa, Chordata, Actinopteri, Anguilliformes, Anguillidae. Gene Ontology annotation, cellular component: mitochondrial outer membrane. The record is from RefSeq and is a predicted model, not a curated record.